Molecule: messenger RNA, 3090 nt
Organism: Pseudopipra pipra
Lineage: Eukaryota; Metazoa; Chordata; Aves; Passeriformes; Pipridae
Gene: APCDD1L
Product: APC down-regulated 1 like
Exons: 4
Coding region: 291-1781 (496 amino acids)
Biological process (GO): negative regulation of Wnt signaling pathway
Cellular component (GO): plasma membrane
Molecular function (GO): Wnt-protein binding
Source: RefSeq, a predicted model, not a curated record
AGCAGCCGGGGGGACGCGCUGCGCGGCGGCGAAGGCGGGGUGGGCUGCGGGGUUUAGUUUUUUUUUUUGUUUUGUUUUUAAUUUAUUUUAAAAUAUAUACUUUUUUUUUUUUUCUUUUUCCCCCUUUCUCCCUCCGCGAGGCUCGGGCUGAGCAGGACGCCUGCGGGCUGGAGACGCGGUGCCGCCGCCGCGGGCACCGGAGCGCCGGAGGCGGCCCAUGGCUGCACCGCCGGGCCCCGCGCCCCGCUGAGCUCCGCGGGCACCUCUGGCCAGGGAACACAGCGGGCACCAUGGUCCGGUGCUGGUGGCUCGCGGGGCUGCUCGUAGCCUGCGCGGCCGCGGAGCCGCCCCUGCGCUGGGAGCCGCGGUGCCGGCAGCAGCUCCGCCACCUGCAGGACGGCGCCAGGAUCGCAGCGCGGCUGCCGCCCCGCCUGGAGGGCCGAUGGGUCUCCACCGGGUGUGAGGUGCGGCCGGGGCCCGAGUUCCUCACCCGCUCCUACCUGUUCUACGCCAACCGGCUCUUCAAGGCCUUCCAGUUCUACUACUGGGACCCCUCGUGCCGCGACCCCUCCUACACGCUGGUCAUCAAGGGCAAGCUGCGGCUCCGCCAGGCCUCCUGGAUCACCCGCGGCGCCACCGAGGCCGACUACCACCUGCACAAGGUCGGCAUCGUGUUCCACAGCCAGAGGGCCAUGCGGGAGGUGGCCUCCUGGGUCAACCAGACCUCCGGGCAGGGCUGCGGGGGGUUUCUGCCCCCGGGGCGCUCCUGGGCCCCCGGAGCCCUCUACGAACUGCUGAGCGCCAAGACGGAGCGCGACUGCACGGCCGCCCUGGGCUUUGCCAUGCACGAGCUGAGCCUGGUGCGGGUGGAGAAGCACUACCAGCCCUUGCUGCAGCCGGGGCAGAGCGGGAGCCAGCUGGUGGAGGAGCUGUACCUGGGGGACAUCCACACGGACUGGGUGGAGAGGCUCCACUACCGCCCCACCGGUUACCAGCGACCCCUGCAGAGCGCUGUGCACCACGUGCACCCUUGCCCAGCCUGUGGGAUUAUAUACAGGGCUGAUGAGCACCACCCACCCAUCCUCCCCGCCGGAGCCCAGCUGCCCAUGCAGCUCAGCGGCAGCUGGGUGAGCACCCACUGCGAGGUCCGACCCGCCGUGCUCUUCCUCACCAGGUACUUCAUAUUCCACGGGAACAACCACACCUGGGAAGGGUAUUACUAUCACUACUCAGACCCGCUCUGCAAACAGCCCACCUUCACCAUCUAUGCCUCUGGGCACUACUCCCAAGGCAUCCCCUCCUCCAAGGUGCGGGGCGGCACCGAGCUGGCUUUCAAAGUCACCCAGGCUCGGGUGACGCCGAUGGACCAGGUGACAGUGAUGAUGCUCAACUCCUCAGAACCUGGAAGCUGUGGGCUGGCCAGCUCCUGGAGCGCCGGGGUGGAGCAGGAUAUAACAGCCACCAAUGGCUGCUUGGCUUUGGGCAUCAAGCUGCCCCACACCGAGUACGAACUCUUCAAAACGGAGCAGGACACGCGGGAGCGGAGCCUCCUGUACAUCGGGGAGAGACCCACGGACGGGUCCAGCCCCGACAGCCCAGACAAGCGACCCACGUCCUACCAGGCCCCUCUGGUUCAGUGUGCUGGAGCCUCAGAGGAAUUCUCCAGCUACGUUAGUCUAAAAUACUUGGGAAGGAAGGAUGCUAAUGGGAAGGAAGCACUAAAACCUUUGCCUGUGGCCUUUUUAUUGUUCAUAGCACUUCUGUUUUUAAGAUGGGACUAGUUAUCCAUUCAGGUACAGCACAGAAUCCAGAUAAAUCUUGGUGCUAGCGUGAUUUUUAUAUCCUUCAAAUGAGCACAUCUGGAAUCAGUUUUUCUCAGAUUUGGAAACACUUUUUUAAAAACACCCAGUAGUGAAUGAAGCCAAGAAGAUAUGCCUGACUCCAUACUGUUUGUCCCGUGGCUUUAUUGCCUAAUCUCCCCUCUUUGCGUGCAAAUUUAAUGUAGUGACAUGGAUGUGCUGCACAUUGCAAGGGAUAAUUCAGCAACAUGGGGGGGGGGGGAAGUGACAUCAAUUAAAAUUGCUGCUUUGAGCUUUUGACAUUGCUAAGAUUUAAUCAAGAGCUUGAUUCCGAUGUAAUUCAAACAUCCGAAGUGUCGGCUGCUGAGUUUCUUUGAGGUUAAGUUCCCUCCCAUCAUACUCCUUUUUGCUGCUCAUGCAAAUUUAAUCUGCAGAGUCAGUCAGCAAUAAACAGUCAGCAAGUGUUCUUGAGAAGGGCACGGUUCACGUGCCUUUAGCAGUUCACAGAUACUUUCUGCACUUUUCCUGUGUGUGUCACACACACAGGGGUGCAACGUGCAGUCUCCCACUCAGGGCUGCCCAGAACAGCCCUCACGGAGCGUCACCUCGGCUGCUACGCCUGACCCUCGUCAGAGAAGAUUAUGGUAAAUGGAAAAUGCUUCUGUGCACAGCAGCUCCAGCCUCCAGCAUUCCCUGGCUGCAGCACUGCAUCCUUGCUGCGUUGUUCUGCCUCUCCAGUGCAGUCCUGACUGCUGCUCACCAGGCACCCCGUGAAGGAAAAGAUCCCUCCCAAGUCUUGUCAGGCCAGGUAUUUUCACUGCCUCCUUUUCAGUCAGUGUACUGGCACAUCAAUUGUUAAUCCAGGUCUCCUCUCAAAGUGUCCCUUCCAGCCUCUUUCCUGUACAGAUGUUUUAUAAAUCUGCCUCUGGUGAACAAUGGGCUGGGGAGAUGCUCAGAUCAGACAGCACAGUCAGGUCAAACUGAUUCCUACUGACAAGAAGGACAAACUAAAAAAUUAUAUUCCCUGUCUGCUGCAGCUAAGAAGCAUAUAACUUCCUUGGAGAAGCCCUCCUCCAGCAGCUAAAUCCUCUCCAAAUAAGCCUAUAUAUCUUACCACAAAGGAUAUUUUGUUAAAGCAGCUAUGCAAUAGCCACCUUAAUGCUGUAUUUACGAACUUGCAGCUUGUACUUAGAUAAAUUAUGGGGUUUAUAACACAAAAAUACUUUGGGGGGACCUGUACAUUAAUAAUUCAAAUGAGAUGCUUAUUAAAUGCAUACAGUUGUGACAUAAA